Penicillium antarcticum is the source of this 1077-nucleotide messenger RNA. RefSeq lists its product as uncharacterized. Gene Ontology annotation, biological process: steroid biosynthetic process. The record is from RefSeq and is a predicted model, not a curated record. NCBI's taxonomy places the organism in Eukaryota, Fungi, Ascomycota, Eurotiomycetes, Eurotiales, Aspergillaceae. The transcript has 4 exons. The coding region runs from base 1 to 1077 and encodes 358 amino acids. Gene Ontology annotation, molecular function: 3-beta-hydroxy-Delta5-steroid dehydrogenase (NAD+) activity.
AUGGCGAACUCUCUUUAUCGUCUUCCUGCGGGCUCGCGCGUUCUUGUUACUGGAGCCAAUGGCUUUGUUGGAAGUAACAUUAUCCAAUGCUUGCUUGAAUUAGGUUUCAAGGUUCGUGGGGUUGUUCGCUCGCCAAAACCAUGGCUUGAUGAGAUGUUCCGGGAGAAGUUUGGGGAGGACUCGUUUGAGUCGGUGAUUGUUGCUAACUUCAAGGAUGUGGACGUACUCGCGGGGGCUAUGGGGGGUGUUUCUGGGCUUGCUCAUGUGGCUUCAGAUGUUUCAUUCAACUCGGAUCCGGAAAAGGUUAUAACACCGGUGGUGAAGGCAACCCACAAUGUGUUGGAAGCUGCGGCUCGAUAUUCUGAGAUCCAGAGAGUGGUUUUGACUUCCUCUUCGGUGGCGGUUCUAUUCCCCGAGGCUGACAAGGAAGGCGUGAGCGUUGAUGAGGGUGAGUUCUUAGAGCAGUUAGACCUCAUGGGAUCGACAUGGCUUAUGAGAAGUUCAGAUACAUGGAACGAAGAAGCUGUCAGAGCGGCCUGGGAUCCGAACAGCUCACCACAGCUCAAGGGCCUCUUCUGCUACGCCGCUUCCAAGACAGAGGGUGAAAAGGCAGCGUGGAAAUGGGUGGAGGAUAACAAACCUGGCUUUGAAUUCAAUACCGUGCUUCCAGAAUUUUCGCUUGGAAGAAUCUUACACCCCGAGAUUCACGGCUCAACGAUGGGCUGGGUUCGCGGUCUUCUCAAAGGUGAUACAAGAGUGUUCCAGACAUAUGUUCCGCAAUACUUCGUAGAUGUUGUCGACAUUGCGCGUCUUCACACAGCAGCUCUUCUCGAUCCAAACACAGUUUCCCAGCGGAUCUUCGGAUUUGCCACGCCUCUCAAUCUAACUGAGAUGGUUGCUAUUGUUAGAAAACUUCGGCCCGAUAACACUCAAAUUCCUGACCCGCCUGCUGAUGGCCAUGAUCUCACUAAUGUUAUACCUGCUCGCAAAGCUGAAAAGCUGCUUCGGGAUUUCUAUGGGCAGCCGGGCUGGACUACUGUGGAAAACAGCAUUGCCGUAGGACUUGAGGGUUACUAG